CGUCACACGAUAACAAUCAAACCCUAGCUCUCCAAUCCCAGUCAUCCCUCUGUAGAAAAAUGUCCUCCCCCGGCGUAAAAAGAAGCCCCGCCCGCUACGCCGUGUGGAUACCGGACGAAUUGACGACGGGAAUCCUGUGGAUGCUGCCGAACGCCGCCUCCCUCGCCCGAUUCCGUUGCGUCAGCAGAUCGUGGCGCCGCAUCCUCUCCGAAUACAUCACCAGGAUCCUCUUCUCCGACGACCAGGCCGCCCGCCGGAUCACGGUCGCCCGCUGCUCCGAUCCGGAGUCGUGGCGCCGCCUCCUCUGUGAAUUCGUCGGGAAAACCCUCUUCUGCGACGACCAGGCGGCCCACGUCAUGAUCGCUCGCAACAAAGGGAAGUUCGCCACCACGACGUCGUUUUCCAUCCACUCCAACGACGACGAUCUCCAUCACGUGUCCUCGGGGACGCUGACCGCUUCGGGCCUGAUCCUCGGAGGACCCGCCGUCAUCGCGGGCAGUUCCAGAGGCAUCUUCUGCCUCUGGAACUGCGCCCCCGGAACCCUGACGGACAAAAGGAUCAUCCUGUGGAAUCCGACGACGUCUGAGACUAAGGUACUGCCUUCCCUCGCCCCUGUCCACCCUAGCCGGGUCCAUGGCCGGCUAGGUGAAUGUCUCGGGCCGGUCGGGUUUGGUUUCGACCCGAUAACCAAUGACUAUAAAGUACUUGUCAGGUUCACCACCCUGAAGCCAACCCAACGCGGGGGAUAUGAUUUAGAGUCCGAACAAUCGGAGAAAAUGUUCGUGUACAGCGUGAAGGGAAAUUCGUACAAACGCCUCCACGGUGCACCCGUAGAGGUAUUUCGCGGUCAAAGGGUACUCGAGUACCCUCUGACCGCUACGUCAUCUAGAAGCGAAAAAUGUCACUGGUUGUCGCCUUGGUGCACCAACGAGCAUUACUACCGAUUCACCCGCUUCGACGUGAGCACCGAGGCGUUCACGACGCUGCAGGUGCCAGUACCGUCCCAGCAGGUGCUCUGCUUGACAUGGCACAAUGUCAGAGACUCGUUCCACGUGGCGAAAGACGGGUCGUGCCUGGUCGCGGUUUUUUCUUCUUCUUCGGGAAACGAGCACGGAGUUUUCCUCGAGGUUUGGGCGGAGCUUGACUAUGCAACGCUUUGGAGGCCACACGAGUGCUCAUGGACCAUGCUGUACAGUGUCUCGAGCCUUCUUCCUCCUCCUCCUCGGGCCUUUGCGACCAGGUUGCACGUCCCCCGGCUGUGGAAGGACGGCAAGCUCUUUGCCCGGUUCGUGAUGGGAGACGACGAGCUGCGCGUGGUGGAUCUGGAGAAGGAGAGCUGGAUGGUUUUGGAUUCGAUGGAGGUUAAGUUGUUAGGGAAAGAGGAUUAUUUGGAGCUUGUAACGUAUUUUCCAUCCUUGGUGUCGUUGUCUGGCUCUAGGAAGAGACAAAGAUGUCGUCUGGUCUGUUAGAAAGCGUAUGAUAUUUGACAUAUGUGUACGAUGAUCACUCCAACAUGAAGAUGAUUCUUGAGAAGGUGGAUCGCAUUGAGGUUUGUAUCACUGAUAUUUUUGGGUGUUGGCUUUUGUACUUCGAUAUAUUCUUGUUCAUGUACAGUAGUAAGACUAGCUAGUGUAGAGUGUCAUUUGGGUGUUUUGUUGCAGGAAGUGAAGAAAGGUUCCUACUGAUUAUUAGGUAAUGGUAUUUCUAGCCCCCCCCCCCCCCCCCCUAAUCUUUCUUAUCGAUGAAUGAUGAACAUAUUCAUGUAUUUUGAUGUGUAAGGAAUUAUUUAGGGUUCGUUGGAUGGGUUAUUGAUUGUGUUGCGGUACAUUCAUGCACAAAUAAUGACCUACUGAGUCAUUUGGAUGUAUUGAUUAUCAAUAUGGUGUUUGUAUAGUUUCAUGUGAAGAUGAAAAUGGUAAUGAUCAAGGUUCAGGCGGCCUCCAUGGAUUAUACGAUCGGUAUCGGUAUGUGUAUUAGCUGGUGAAAAUCAUAGGUGAAUUGACUAAGAAUGGGGCAACUUAUAAAAUUGAGGAGAUUUC
Linum trigynum is the source of this 2039-nucleotide messenger RNA. NCBI's taxonomy places the organism in Eukaryota, Viridiplantae, Streptophyta, Magnoliopsida, Malpighiales, Linaceae. The record is from the annotation of a GenBank genome assembly.